GAUGAAGAGCAACAAUGGUUUUAAAUCAGAUCUACUAUUUACUGAACAGACACAGAAACAUCGUCCCUGAGGAGGAGGAAGCAUCACAUUAAAUCCACUGAGAACGUCACGUUCUCUCGGUUCUUUAUUCCAUCAGAAAUGUGGAGGUUUGUAGAAAUAAACAGAUAUGAAACCAGAGUCACACUGACACCUGCUGGUCGUCUCCGGUCAAAACAUCCAGACUCACGUCCGGUUCUCUUUCUGUGAAUCUCAGUGAUUUAUGGAUGAAAUGAAAGUAGAAAACCUCUUUAUCAGAUUCUGUUACGAGUUUAUUGUGUUUGCAGCUCAGAUCAGAUCAAUUUGCUGUUCAAUAAAAUAAACUUUACGAGCUCAAUCACCUGCUCAUCCAGAACGUGAUCACAUUAAAUAAUAUUUAAACUUUAUUGAUCCCGGAGGGGAAAUUUACAUGUUACAGUCUCACAAACUGAAGAUAGAAAAAGUUUGUAGAUAUGUUUAAUCUCUUGACAAAAUAUUAGGAACAGUAGUGAAGUCAUUCUGAUCUAAACCUUCCUUCACGACUCGUCUAAUGUUCAGAUGAUGCUGAACAGAAGUGAACGUGUUCAUUUCCAGACUAAAAGCCUCCGGUCUGGUGGUUUUAUUUCAGAGCAUCAAAUGAUCAUUUCAUGUCCCAGAAAAACCCAGAAACCAGAGAAUCGGUUUGUACCUGCCGACAGGUAGCUCCUCCCGAGACCAGCUCCUGACUUUCAUUUUCCAUUCAGUGCUUCCCAGGAGAAGAGGAUGAGUGUAAACACGCCCGUGUGAGUCACCAUCAUCAAGUCGGGGCAAAGUUUACACCCAGCUUCGGUUUAACUUUCGUUUCCGUCUAAGUUUCAAGAUAAAAAACGACGUCCUGCAGUCAGACGAGACCAGACCAGAGAGAAGACCAGAGAGGAGACCUGAAGAGUCACAGCUUCUCAUCCAACCAGACUCAGAGAACUUCAGACCUUCAGCCAGACAUGAGUCCAGCACGAAGAAUCCGACAGAAAUCCAACAUGGAGACGAGACGACGUGAUCCACAUGUCCUCAGUCCCCUGAGACGGGACCAGACCAGACAGAGAGGAGCUGGACCCAGUGGAAUCCUAACGGUGAAAAGACGCCUCCUGAAGAUGAUCGUAUCAAACCUUCAGCCUUUGGAAAUCCCCGAAGAUCCAAACUUUCUUGGUUUUGCCGAAGCUCUAAGUUCCUCUGUGGCAAUUCCUACGGUGCCUGUGAUGCGUUCACUGCUCCCCAAAGUUUAUAAUGAAGAGGAGCAAAAGUUGCGACACAUCUUGGCCUCGGCCGACGACAUAGUCCUGACCUGUGAGCUGUGGUCCUCAAGGCCUGAGGACUCCUUUCUGACGAUCGGCUGCCAUUUUGUUGAUAACUUGGGGAGUCUCAAGUCCUUCAUGCUCAAAACCACCAGCCUGUUUGGAGACGAGUCUGCAGACAACAUCCAGAUCCAGCUGUCGGCCGUCAUGGAGGACUGGGGCGUGACACCAAAGGUCCACGCCGUCAUCAGAGCCGGCAUGCCACAGCUGAAGAAAGUAAAAGCAAGAUGGACGCACAUACCUUGCUUUGCCGACACCUUGAAUGAGGUGUUUAAGGUCCUGAUGAGAGACGACGACCUGUCCAGCGUUCUCAGGAAGUGUCAGAACAUCGUCCGGUUCUUUAAGUACGACUCUGCAGCCGUGACGGAGCUCAGGAAACUGCAAAACAAACUCGGCGUGAAACCAGAGGAGCUGAUCAUGUACUCUGGAGAACGAUGGCUGGCGUGGCUGGACAUGCUGCAGCGGCUCGACCAACAGUACCAGGUCAUGGUGAUGGUGUUCAACAACAGCAAGAAGACGGAACUCAUUCUGAAUGAAACAGAGAAGGAGAACCUCAAGAAGAUCAUAUCUGCCCUGGAGCCUCUGAGAGAAUCCAUCUCCAUGCUGAAAGGCAAAGGCUUCAAGACCAUCUCAGUCAUGUUGCCGGUUCUGAAGACGCUCAUGGAAAAACUGGAGGAAGAGAAAAGGAAAAAGAACAACGUGGCUCAGAAGUUACUGACCAAGUGUAAAGAGGAAUUUGGAGACAUCAACAAUUACAAAAUGGCCACCGCCACCUUCCUGGACCCCCGCUACAAAGACCAGCUGGGAGACAGAAACCGAAAACUGGCCCUGGAUAAAAUCACAAAGGAUCUGAGCAAUGGCAAAGCUCAACAAGCCACCAAGAUCCAGAACCAGCUGUACACGUACAUGGAUUACCCCCCCACCCCCGAGGAGUCCAACCCUCUGUCCUGGUGGAGACACAAAGGGAAGGACAUGUUCGGGGACCUGAGCAAACUCGCCCUGAAACAGCUGGGAGUCGUUUCCACCGCCGUCCCCUUAGAGAGAGCUUUCUCUGCUGCAGGCGAUCACUUCUGCUCCCGCCGCAGCGCCAUCGAGCCGGAGAACCUCAACAUGAUGCUGUUCCUCAACAGCAACUGGUCUGGAGACGCACAGCACUGAAAGGAGCUAGCGCCCCAGCUAACAGUAGCCCUCACUAGCCUCCUAGCGCCCCAGCUAACAGCAGCUCUUCCUCGCCUGGCAGCUAACAGUAGCUC
Messenger RNA from Mugil cephalus (flathead mullet), 2599 nucleotides. RefSeq lists its product as uncharacterized. The record is from RefSeq and is a predicted model, not a curated record. Bases 996 to 2504 code for a protein of 502 amino acids. Gene Ontology annotation, molecular function: protein dimerization activity. Lineage: Eukaryota; Metazoa; Chordata; Actinopteri; Mugiliformes; Mugilidae. The transcript is spliced from 3 exons.